Chionomys nivalis (European snow vole) is the source of this 3182-nucleotide messenger RNA. Its product is annotated as interferon-inducible GTPase 1-like. Gene Ontology annotation, cellular component: endoplasmic reticulum membrane. The transcript is spliced from 2 exons. The record is from RefSeq and is a predicted model, not a curated record. The coding region runs from base 108 to 1358 and encodes 416 amino acids. Gene Ontology annotation, molecular function: GTPase activity; GTP binding. NCBI's taxonomy places the organism in Eukaryota, Metazoa, Chordata, Mammalia, Rodentia, Cricetidae. Gene Ontology annotation, biological process: cellular response to interferon-beta; defense response.
GGAGUUCCAGUGAGGGACUUCCAGCACAGCUGAGGGCUAUUCCUGUCCUGAGCAGUGAGAGCAUCCCCUGGACACAGAAUUUUCUGUGCCAUUAGUUGCUCACAGUCAUGGGUCAACUGUUCUCUUCAUCUAAGGAUGAGCGCCACGAAGAUUUGGCCUCCAGCUUUAAAGAAUAUUUUAAGAAGUUCAAGGUAGGAAGCAAAAUCAUCCCUCAGGAAACCAUAGCUUCAAUUGAGUUAAGCCUGUCGCAAGGAAACAUGCAGGGGGCAAACUCUUCGAUCACUAAUGCAUUAAAAGAAAUUGAUAGCACCCCACUCAAUGUUGCUGUGACCGGAGAGACUGGAUCAGGGAAGUCCAGCUUCAUCAAUGUCCUGAGAGGGGUUGGGCAUGAAGAUAAAAAUGCAGCUAAAAUAGGUGUGGUGGAAACAACCAUGGAGAGACAUCCCUACACCCACCCCAAUAUUCCCAAUGUGGUUUUUUGGGACAUGCCUGGGAUUGGAACCACAAAUUUCCCACCCAAAGAUUAUCUGGAGAAAAUGAAAUUCAAUGAGUAUGAUUUCUUCAUCAUUGUUUCUGCCACACGCUUUAAGAAAAAUGAUAUAGACCUUGCCAAAGCAAUCAGCAUGAUGAAGAAGGAUUUCUAUUUCGUGAGAACCAAGGUGGACUCUGACUUAAAAAAUGAGAUGGAAUUCAAACCACGAACUUUUGACAGAGAAACGGUCCUGCAGCAGAUCCGCAGCAGCUGUGUGAGGACCUUUGAGGAGAAUAACGUUGAAGUACCACCUAUCUUCUUGAUCUCUAAUAAAAUCUUAUCUGACUAUGAUUUCCAAAUCCUGAUGGACAAGAUUAUGAAUGCUCUCCCUGUACACAAACGACACAAUUUUAUGCUCUCAUUGCCUAAUAUUACAGAUGCGGCCAUUGAAAGGAAGCGGCAGUUCCUGAAGCAGAGGAUUUGCCUCGAAGCCUUUGCGACUGACUUUCUCAAUAUGAUCCCUUCACUGACCCUCUUAAUGGGCAAAGAUGUGGAGAAUCUUAGGAAAAGUAUGAACUACUAUCGAGUUGUCUUUGGAGUGGAUGAUGCAUCCUUGGAGGGUUUGGCUGAGGACUGGCAAGUGUCGGUGGAUCAGCUCAAGGCAAAGAUGAAAUCUCCUCAUGUGUUUGAAACUACAAAGGAAGAAACAAUACAAGAAAGACUUUCAAGACUUUAUAAGGAGUUCUGUUUGACUAACCUAUUUGCUAAGAAUGUUUAUGUUAAAGAAUUGUUUUACCUGAAAUUUUGUUUCCUUGACAUGGUGACAGAUGAUGCUAAUGCUCUUCUCAGAGAGAUAUGUGUAAAAAAUAACUUGGUGUCUGAUUAGGCUAAAAUCUUGUAGCUGUCAAAAUUCAGAAUCAAUGACAGAAAAAAAAGGGCACUGAUAUUGCAAAACAACAUAAUGGGUUGGUUAUUCAUGCCAUCUAAAUUUUAUUCACACUUAGUGAUCAUAUAUCCACAUUAGCUGUAGCAAGGAGAUCAAAUAUGCUUAAAGCUAAAAACAUCUUCUCACUUUGAAUAAACGCUCAGAUCUAUGAAUUGUCCUUUUAUCUGAAUUUAUUUCAUAUAAAUCAACACCCAUUUUUAGGUUUAACAUUGUGGUGGGUGGUUUGAUCGACAGAUUAUAGAAUCACAUGGGAGAUGAACUGCUGGACUUGUACCUGGGAAACUAUUUUGCUUAUGUUAAUUGAGGUGAGAAGCACUACCCACUGUGGGUGGCCCCAAUCCCUAGCUGCUGAUCCCUGACUGUGUAUAUGGAAAGGGAGGCUAAGCCGCAGCACACCUGCACUCAUGCAUUGCGCUCUGCUUUCUUACUGUGGAUGGAGGAGGACUAGCUGCCCCCAGUUGCUGCUGCGACUCCUCUAUAACCUUGAGUUUCACACUUAUGUCCUCUCUUCAUAGUAACACCACGGGAAAAGCCAUAACUGGGCUGGAGAGGUGGCUCACUUGCCUUACAACUCUGAAGACCUGAGUUCAGACCCACAGAACCCACAGAAAGCCAUCUAAGCACCUGAAAUCCAUUUCGUAUUUGAGCAUCAUAGCUCACAGCUAGAUUUAUACUAAACUUUUUAAUAAUUACAACCAACAUUCCUAUAACUUAUAUUUGAUUCACCAAGUCUUUAAAGUUCUCCAUUUUAGUAUGUAUUUUAACAUUGUAACAGGCUCACAGACCUCUUAGCACAGCUGACACCAUGAUGCAAUUACCGUUCAGGCCACACAACUUAGCACAUAGGCAACACAACCAACUUCAUACCAAAACCAAAAAAAAAAAAAAAAUGCCUGAUUUACCAAAAUCCACAAUGCUAGGAAAGUCAUUAAAUGUACUAACCUUGCUUUUCUGCUUUUAUGGUUCUGCUGCUGACUAUUUGUUCUUGUUAACUAAGUAUGUCAACCCAGUGUGGGUUUGUGCUUAAAAACUCUGAGAAAAGCUUGGGACUGCACUGAGAUAGCAAACACACAGUGUAGUCACCAGCCAGCUAAAAAAGACAUUUUAUUAGCUUAAACACAUGUCUGAAUGGUCAUCUGUGAUGAACAUCCCACAACAACACGAAUUUCAUCUAUUUUGCAAAACAUUUCUAAGUUGAUAUGCUAACAUUGUCUAUACUUGGAGCCUUGAAGCUCCACCCUAGCCUAUAUCCAAUCUAUAAGCAUUCUGACAACAGUAGACUUUGCUAUGGUUUUGAUAAUCCUUGAUUAUCAAAGCAAGUUUGAGGGAAUGUCAGGCUGUCUUAUUGAGUGAAACCUUUCUUCCAACUCUGUUUCUGCAGAUAGUGAGGCUCUAUUGAACCUCUAAGUGAUGGUAAAGAUAUUGGGAGUUUCAGGACCAAUGAAGCCUGGGUAAAGCAUUGGGCUACAAAUAGAAUUACAGGCUCAGUUUCCUCUCCUCGCCCCUUCUCAGGGGAACAACAUUCACUCCAUGUUUCUCUGAUAUUCUGGGUGAUCGUGGUUUCAACAUAGGGUUUUCACAGUCUACAGUGAACCGGAGUCACUGCUGCUGGAAGUUCUCUUCCUGCACAGACCCAGAAAUGCUAGCAUUAGAUUUUUUCCUGAAAGACAGUGGUAUUUACAGACACUUAUGCUCUCUGGCUUCUGAAUCGUGUUCUAACUGGUCUGGGGUGUGAGGUUUGUGGGGUGAGUUGUCAGAAAUAUC